Pedinophyceae sp. YPF-701 is the source of this 1269-nucleotide messenger RNA. Lineage: Eukaryota; Viridiplantae; Chlorophyta; Pedinophyceae. The record is from the annotation of a GenBank genome assembly.
AUGGACCGCGUGCUCGACACGAUCGACCGCAGCGGGAUCCUGGCCGGCGUGGCCACCGAGGGCCGCCGGCCCGCCAUCAUGCUGGACGUGGACAACACGCUGGUCUUCUGGAUCCGGCACGACGCGGCCGAGGACCCGUACGGCGACGCGCAGCCCAUCCAGGCGACGAUCGACUUCCUGGUGCGGCGGUGCCUCCCCGACGAGGGCGGCGACCCCGCGCAGUACGAGUGCUACCUGGUCACGGCGCGCACGUGCGGCGAGGGCGUGGGGCGCGCGCUCGCGAAGAACCUCCAGGACGCCGUCGGCGACGGCAUGACGCAGGAGUGGCUCAAGGAGCGCCUCCUGUUCGUCGGGUCGCUCAUGGGGUGCCACUCGUGGGAGCACACCGCGAUCAAGGACCUGGCGCGCGCCUGGCUGGAGGAGCACCGGAACGUGCGGUUCGUGAUGAGCGUCGGCGACCAGGACACGGACAUCUUCGGGGAGCACUCGGGCGUCAAGGUCAAGCUGCAGAACGCGGCGUACGACGCGCGGGACGUGUCGGCGCACCGGUACACCUGGGAGCCCGAGGCCGGCCAGUACCCGGACGACGGCGACACGUGGCGCAAGUUCUGCUCCCUCGAGAAGGCGUUCGUGCGGAGCGCGCCGGACUUCUGCUACGAGAACGCGCUGGCGUCCGGGGGGUUCGUCGACGACAUCAGCCUCGCGCGGUGCAUGGACUGCGACCCCUCGCGCGGGGAGGACGAGUGCACGCUCUGGCUCGGGGACCCCGACGAGGACCGACGACGACACCACCACGCCGGGGAGGACGCGUUCUAUGGCCUUGCGUCGGCGCUGGCCUUCAUGGUGGUCGUCGUGGUCAUCAGCCUGGCGAUCGUCAGCCUGUUCAUGGUCGCCACGAGCUGGUUUGCGAGCAGCCGGCCCCGCCCGCCGCAGCCCGACAUCCUGGGCUCCCUGCUCAUACCCGGGGAGCCUCUGCACCCGAUCGGGGAAAACUCCCCCGCGCAGUACCACGAGGGGGUGUGGCGGGGGUCCUCGGCCGCGGAGACGGGCGCGGCGGCGCAGCUCGCGGGCGACGGCGCCCCCGCGGAGGUGGAGGCGCUGCUGAUGACCACGCUCGAGGGGGCGGGGGAGCGCGGGGUGGCGCGGCGGGAGCUGGAGGCGGGCCUGGGCGCGGAGCACGGCGCGGAGAGGUUCGAGUACGCGCUGCAGGGGCUGGUGGACCGCGGGAUCGCGGCGGAGGCGAACGGCGUGGUCCAGCUGAUGAUGUAG